AAUUUUUCUUUGUUCAGUUCUGAUUAAGCCUUCGAUUGGAAGUUCCUCCGGUUCUCACCAUUUCUCCUUGUUCGUUACGAACGGGAAAGGAUUCUUAGUUUUCUUGGUGACAAGUCUGGUCAAGCCGCUUCGCUCUGAGUUUUUGUUUUCUCUGCCUGUAAUGCCGUCGCUGUGAAUUUACUACGGCUUGAAUUUGCCUGCUUUGGACUCUGAUCGGUAUCGGCACCGUACUGAAGGAGUGAGUCGAGCACCUGAGCAUCUCUAGGGUUUUCCAUUUUCCUACUCGGUGUUUAGAUGGGGGCUAUGCCUUCUACGCCGCGUCGGACCAACUCACGGCCGCAGGAUACGGCGGAGUACCUAAUCGGAACUUUUGUCGGAGACGAGUCCUUCCCCAUUUCCUCUGAUUUCUGGCAGAAAUUGCUCGAGCUUUCUCUUAAUCUGCAAUGGUCGACUCACCGCGUUCGACAAGCUUGUGAGCUUUUAGCUACAAACAACUACAAGACGAGGCAUCUUGCAAAGAUUUUAAUCCACAUGGCAUGGUGCUUGCAGGAGUGCAUUACGAAUUCUGGAGCGUCGUCCUUGACUUAUGAGAAGGCAAUUAACGCUGUUUAUAUCUCAUCUGUUUUCUUGAAGCACUUGAUUGAAAAUGCGAAAAGUGACAGGAUUGGGGAGUUACAUCUGUCCUUAAACGAUAGUGAACAUGUACCAAAUGAAUUCACAGGAGGUUUUGCAGAUCAAAAUGUUGAGGAUCUUGUUAUGCAUUCUGUUCUUAGCUUUGUCGGUUCAGUUAAUAUAAGCGACGAUAAAUAUUUCCUCCAUGUGGAGCUGCUUAACUUUUUGUUGAUUGCCAUGUCGACUCAACUUCUUUCUGGUCCAUCUCCUAGGCCAAAGGAUUUUAACCCAUUUAUUGAUGCAGCCAUGACUCAGGACAGUGCCUUGGUUAUUGUAGUCAUGCGCAAAUUACUACUCAAUUAUAUAAGUCGGCCCAGCAUACCUUUAAAUGGUUCUUAUCCCAUAUUUUCUGAUGGAAACCAGUCUGGCGUCUUACAGAGAGUUGGUUCUGCAGCAGCAAGUCUUGUGUUAAUGCCCUUCAAUUAUCUGGUCAAUUCAACUGCCCAAGGCUCAAGAAGUCCACUGGCUGAUUGCAGUCUAAACGUUCUGCUUAUUCUCAUUCAUUAUCGCAAGUGUAUUGCUAGCAAUGAAUCUGCAGAAAGUGGUGAUAACAUUACUUCAGAUUCUCUUUUAAAAGAGGAUGGAACCUUUUAUGAUAAUCCGUAUUGCAAGGCCUUGGAAAAUGCAUCUGAUGUUGAAUUUGAUCGCGUUGAUGCAGAUGGAAGUACACAUAAUGGUCCAUUUGUGCGGUUGCCAUUUGCUUUGCUGUUUGAUACUCUUGGAAUGUGCUUAGCUGAUGAGGCUUCCGUGCUUCUGCUCUACUCGUUAUUGCAAGGGAAUUCUGACUUCCUGGAAUAUGUUUUGGUGCGAACGGAUUUGGAUACAUUGUUGAUGCCCAUUUUGGAAGCACUCUAUAAUGCUUCAAGGAGGUCAUCUAAUCAAAUCUACAUGCUGCUUAUUAUACUUCUCAUUCUUAGUCAGGAUUCUUCAUUCAAUGCAAGCAUUCACAAGCUGAUACUUCCAGGGGUUCCUUGGUACAAGGAGCGUCUUCUUCAUCAAACAUCUCUUGGUUCCCUGAUGGUGAUAAUCUUGAUCAGGACUGUACAGUUCAACCUAUCUAAGUUGCGGGAUGUGUAUCUUCAUACGACUUGUCUUGCAACUUUAGCAAACAUGGCUCCUCACGUCCACCGUUUGAGCUCAUAUGCAUCUCAGAGGCUGGUCAGCCUUUUUGAUAUGCUCUCAAGGAAGUAUAAUAGAUCAGCAGAACUUAGAGACAACAAGGUUGAUAAUGCUAAAACCAACUCCAUGGAAGUAAAUUUCCCAGCUGAUGAUGCGUCAACUGAGAUGCAUAUUUAUACCGACUUCCUGAGACUUGUCCUUGAAAUUCUGAAUGCUAUUCUGUCUUAUGCUCUACCCCGGAAUCCAGAGUUUAUAUAUGCAAUAAUGCACAGGCAGGAAGUAUUUCAGCCAUUUAAGAAUCACCCACGAUUUAAUGAACUUCUCGAGAACAUCUACACUGUAUUAGAUUUCUUCAAUAGCCGCAUAGAUGCUCAAAGAAUGGAUGGUGAUUGGUCAGUAGAGAAAGUGCUGCAAGUUAUCAUUAACAACUGCAGAUCUUGGCGUGGGGAAGGCUUGAAGAUGUUUACUCAAUUACGUUUCACGUAUGAGCAAGAGAGUCAUCCUGAAGAGUUUUUCAUUCCAUAUGUGUGGCAGCUUGUACUAUCAACCUGCGGAUUCAACUUUAAUGCUGGAGUUAUAAAUUUGUUUCCGGCCAAUCUACCUUCAGAAAAAGAAGAUGAUGAAAAUACGACACAACAUGAUAAGCAACCAAAUGGUGAGGCUCAGAAGUUGGCGAUCUACGUGGAUCCUUAGGAGAUGCAAGGUAUGAUAAUAUGCCCCGCUUCCCCCCCAGUAGAGAUGUGGAUGGUUUACGGUGAAUAUGAAUAUGUAUAUAGAUGAAAAUACUAGAAAAAUAUAUUCAUCCAUUCUUUUCUGUUUAUAUGUUUUGAAGCAAGGCCCUCUGUAGAUAAAUUGUUUUCAGGAGAUAAAAUGUGUAAUGAAUAAGACACUGUGAGCAAAUCCAAUAUCAAGAUAAAAGUUUUUGGUUAAUAAAA
Momordica charantia (bitter melon) is the source of this 2726-nucleotide messenger RNA. RefSeq names its product dyggve-melchior-clausen syndrome protein. Lineage: Eukaryota; Viridiplantae; Streptophyta; Magnoliopsida; Cucurbitales; Cucurbitaceae. Gene Ontology annotation, cellular component: Golgi apparatus. Gene Ontology annotation, biological process: Golgi organization. The record is from RefSeq and is a predicted model, not a curated record.